Molecule: messenger RNA, 2427 nt
Organism: Symbiodinium necroappetens
Lineage: Eukaryota; Dinophyceae; Suessiales; Symbiodiniaceae
Source: the annotation of a GenBank genome assembly
GUGUUGGCGGUGGGCCUGGGCUCUUGGGCCUCGGCGCGCCCUCGGGCCCCGGGCGUGUUCCGGGACCGCCGCCAGUUCCAGGCCCUCCACCGAUGCAAGGCCUCCGACCAGGUCUGUGCGAGCCCCGGAGCCGAGGGCAGCACCGCUCGCUUUGUUGGCAUCUCAUUGCGAAGAGCUCUGCUGCGCACAGGGGCCUGCAGCUCCCACCCGGCGUCACCGCUCCGGUCCGGAUCGCAGCUGCGGAAAGAGCGUCUCUGCUUCCAGCUGUGCAGCUGUGCAGCUCGCUGCUAUUUAAGGGGAGCUUUCUGGGCCUGGGCGCGCCGGAGCUCCGACACCAGAGCGAAGAGAGAACAGGCCGCGCAGCUGUCGCAGCUCGAGUCGCCACGGCAGGACUCUGGGAUGUCCCAAUCCCUGGAGCAGAUGCGCGCAGAGGUGAACAGGGUGGAGCAGGUAUGCAAGCAGCAUGCAGCCGAAGCCAAAGCCUAUGUCGACAUCUGCGGACACCUUCGCGCGCGCGCACUCUGUGUGUGUCUCCUUGCUUUGGCUCACAGCGGCCCCGGGGCAGCGGGCAAGCAGCCAUGCAGUCUCGAGGGAGCGAAGCAAACCUGGUCUCAGCCGUGCGGGAAGCAGCUAGCGAGGUGUCUGGGAGCUCAGCGCCCUCUCGAUGCAGCAGCGCCGAGUGCUUACCAGCCUCUGCUCAAGGCUGCGCAGGAGAUCUUCUCGCGGCCUCGACGGCGACACCGCUCGCGCAGGGACGAGGGCCUGACGCUGGAGCAGCAGCAGAAGGCGGUACAGGAUGCCGCCUUCCAGCGCUACCUGGAUUCCUUGCGAGCCGAUGCGAAGAAGGCCGUGGUGGAGGCCAAGGCGUGGGAACAGACCGUGCAGGGUGGAAUGAAUGAUGAAGCAACGGAGCGCCUGCAGAAGAAGGACCUUUGUGCCAAGAACCAGGCGCAGGUCUUGGCACAGAUCGAGAACAACAAGGCGCGCCGUGCCGAGGCCCGGAGGGAGUACAUCGAGGCCGCCUCGUCGCACAGCUUCCCUCUCUUCACGGAGACCUUCAUUUCACUUCCCGAAGUGGAAGAGUACGAAAGGCAGCGCAAGGAACACUGGAGGAUGGAGCUGGACCAACAAAUGGCAACGAACAAGAUCUUGCAGAACCUGGAGCUGAAAAAACACCACGACAUGGCCUUGGCCUCCUACAAAGAGAACGUGAAGCGCACGACGAAGGCUCGGCGAGAGGAGCGGCAGAGGUUGGCCUCCCAAGGUCGGGAGCUGGUCGCCUCCUGGGAGAGGGACAUCCGCAUCAAGGACCUGAGACGCGCCAUGGAAGUGGGCAAGGACGUGGUGAAGGAGAUCGAGGACCCGGUUCUGCGGCGCGAUUGCGACUGCGAGCGCCAUUCCCCCCCUGUCUCACCCGACCCACAAGGUGUGGUGGCUCGGUUGAUCAAGUCUUCCGCGGCUUUGGUUGGAGCUAUACAGGCGCAGGAGCUUCCCACGAAUGUUCAGAUCUUGAAGGACCAGCUUGGCAGCAUGAAGAUUGGUGACUCCGUCGUCUUCAAAGUCGCACAGAAUCAGUUGGGCAUCCCUCAGGUUUCAUUUGCUCGGAAGUUGGAAGCGCUGACGCAGGAGCGGCAGAGGCUCAUGGAGGUGGAAGCACCGCUGCCGGCACCCGGCACUCCGGAGUCCGAUGUAGAGUACCUGGGAUUCGUCACCAGCUUCCAGCCUGAACUGGGCUUUGGCUUCUUGAGCUGCGCACAGACGCGGCAGCUCUAUGGCCAAGAGGUGGUGAUCCACCGGGAUCAGUUCACAGACCUGAAUGUGAGCGACGGCGUUCACUUCAAGGUGGCCCUGAAUGCCAAGCACCAGCCCAUCGCACGAAAAGUGCGCAAGGCUGGUGGCGACUCGCAGUCUCGAGUGCAGCCAGCAGCCGAGGGGCGCUCGGAGCGGUCGCGAUCCCGGAGUGCCUCCAUCUCGUCCCCGCGGAGGCGACUGGAGGCGCCGAACCGCACAAUGACUGAUCGGAACCCGACGCGAUAUGCGGCGUCGACGCAACUAGCUAGAGCCGCAGCCGACGGCGCGACCGGGACCGCAGGCGAUCCGGCAGCCGAAGGAGGUGAUGGUGAGACGCCAGCGACAGGGCCAGCCGCUGCUCGCGCGCAGCGGCUUGCCCCCUUGGGUGCGCCCAUGGAAGAGCGCCAGCCCUUGCAAGAGGGCCCUGGAGGGCGCGAGCCUGUCUACGGAGCGGCCGGAAGCGCUUCGAAGGGAGGGAAAGCCUGGGACAACGUCGCCUGGCUGGCCUUCCUGGUGCCCGUCUUCUUGGAGGCCUGCACCCUCCACUUCCCAAGGGCUCAGGCUCAGGAAGAAGGGUUAGUAGCACCUGCAGCAAGACUCUGGCAAAGGUACCGCCGUGAACGGCAGGUGCCGUGA